AUGGCAUAUUCCCGCCGAAUUUACGGUCGACAAACCCAUAACCUUCGUGCACGUCGACCAUGGUAUGCUGCUGUUCACACCCAGCAGCCUCCAGAAAGUCAGCCCGCCAUCGUCGGCGAUCCGGACGACCUCGAGGGACUAGCAUGGGAGUCCGGAUACAAACUAGGUGGGAUCAAGGACUACCUCAAUUCCGAUCAGCCGGUCUUGGGUCUGCGCGCGUCAACUCCUUCACCGACAAAACAAUUGUAG
Molecule: messenger RNA, 249 nt
Organism: Penicillium subrubescens
Lineage: Eukaryota; Fungi; Ascomycota; Eurotiomycetes; Eurotiales; Aspergillaceae
Exons: 1
Coding region: 1-249 (82 amino acids)
Source: RefSeq, a predicted model, not a curated record